GACACAGUGUAGUGUACCGUAUCGAUCCCAAUACCUACACGGCUCCGUCACAAGAAGUAAAUAAAUCGGAUAUGAAGCUAUACUAACAAAGUGUUCCCUACAAAGCUAUUCCAGAGUUGUUAAAAAAUCCACCCGUGCAAUGCAUGCAGUUGCGGAAUGUUAGUUCGACUGUCAUUCCGACCGACGUGGAAGCAUCUAUUGGCUAGGCUGUCGGCAACGUUCGGAAUCGAUCGAUUUUCUUCAGUAUCGGAACUCCUGGACACCAGUCUGAAGCGAUGAGAUCGCCACCUAGCGGCGGGAUGCCGUACUACUGAAAUUGACGUCUGUUGCUUGUAUCGUCUGCUUGGAACUUGUGUCGUCUGCGUUUUCACCAGUCGUGAUAUGGCGCGAAUCUCUGUCGCUCAAAGCUGUUAAAGAAGAUUUGGUGUCUGUUUGUGACUGUAUUUGGAUAGUUAUAAUCACAGAGGAGAAUUCAUCCCGUGUUAUGUUAUUUUAGAGAAUAUAUUGCCUUCUUCUCCUCGUCCGCCAUGCGUCCACCACGCUUCAGGUUUCUGCUGGGGAUUGUUCUGGUGUUCCUGUGCGAGUGUGCAGUGCUUGCUGUAGAUCUGGACGAAUCCCUUGAGGGAAAUGAUGUGACGGACAUGUCGGACUUCAUUGACCUUGAUGACCCCUUCUACGCUCAUGAAACCUCCUCAGAAUCUAAAGGUCAAACUACAACCAAUGUAAACAUUGAUGCCUUAGUCACAGAGAAAACCACUCCAGCUGCAGUUUCCGGCGGAAAUGACGUCAUUAGUGACGACGACGAUGACCUUGAAUUGUCUGGAGCAGGGUCAGGUUCAGGAAUGGAUACUGACCUGACCGGCCACCAGCUCAACAUCACAGCAUUCCCUAUACCUGAGGGCGAGGGCAUCAAGCUGAGCGCCGAGGCCACAACUGCUGAAAGCUCGAAACUGACAUCGUCAAAACCGUCGACAUUGUCUACAUCUACAACAACAACGUCAACUACAACAGCACAGCCAAUCACAGAAUCAACAACACAAGAUGAGGAGAUCAGGACGACCUCGAGAGAGCUCCCCGAGACGACAUCGCUGCUGUCGACAUCAGCCAUGGUGGACGACAACGAGGAUGAGGACGAGAGGGACGACGGAGCUGCCGAUGACUCCAUGGUCGACUGGGCCAUCAGAGAAGGAGGCGACGAGGAUGGAGACGAGGCUCUGUAUGAGACAACAUCACUUCGACCUUCACCUUCAACAAUGCCAACCACCACCAACGCGGUUGCCCCAACUGAGAAGAUGAAGGAGAUUCCAGCCAUCCUUGACAUCAUCCAGGAGGCCGGAGCAGGAGACGGCAGCCCAUGUGAUGACGUCAGCUGCUUGUACGGCGGCAUCUGCAAGGCUGAUGGAGACAGUGUCACGUGCGCAUGCUCCAUCAACUGCACUGGUCGAGCCACGCGCCCCAUCUGUGGCAGUGACGGUCAGUGGUACAGGAACAGGUGCGAGAUGCAGUUACAAGCCUGUCAGAGUCAGGACAACAUCACCCCUGGCAACAACAAGAGCUGCCAAGACUCCCAGACCGGAGCCCCGCUGUGUCCCGAGAAGAAUGCAAAAGCAAUGUGGGGCAGCUGGUCGCCAUGGGUAGCAUCAGGCGAUGUGGAUGUCCGCUUCCGGUCAUGUGACAUCGACGGGAAUUCUCUGGGCAAGAUGGUGACGUGCAGGGGUCCAAGGGUCGAGGUUCGAUCCUGCAACAUCCGGGACCAGGGAUCGUGCAGAUCGUGGAAUGGAUCUACCAGUGGGAAGUUCUCGUACAGAUGUGAUGGCGUGGACGUCCGGGAUAUCAGCAACGCAGAAAUGACGUUUGGUCCAGCAGCGAAUGGAGGGGACUUCUGCCGCUACUCUCUGUACGACCUGAAGCGAAGGAAGAUGGUGUUCUCCAGCUUCAACCUGUCCCAGGUGGUGUCCAAGGGCCAUCUCAGACGAUGGUGCUCCAAACAAGAAGCCUUCUUGGUAUCCCACACUGCACUGCACGUCUGCAAGCGCCACCUACAGGACAUCUGCAAGUCCUCCCGGAAGUGCAAGGGCUCCAAGCUGGCGCGACGACAGAGGAACCUCGGCGACUACACCCACAGCUGCUGGAGGGACUUCAUCCUCGGCAACAGGAUCCCCUCCGGCAUAUCCGACAUCCACUCCACCUUCUCCUUCCUCUGUCAGAGAUUCGCCCCCGACAGCAAGUGGGGGAAAGUGUUCGGCCACAAGAGGGCGUACUUUGGUACAAUCUACGACACCGCCCGCCGUAUUCCCGUUGUGUCCUUGGCCAAGGUCACGCAGCUUGGAGAGGACACCUGGCCCAAAACCGACUUCAUGAUCGAGAGAGGUCUGAUUGAUGAGCCGAUGACGUUCAGUUGGCUACUGAAGAGAGAGCGCGGUUUGGCCACGAUGUCCGACGCACAGAAAUGCGACACAGACUGGGACUGCGACCUCGGCAUGAAGCAGGCCCUCCCCGUCGACUACGACAUGUCUGGCUACCGAAUCGCGCACCUCAUGUGGCCUGAGCUCAUCGGAGCGGAUGUAGACGCCAAACUGUCGACCUUCACCUUGACCAACGCUGCCCCAAUGCACCCAUCACUGUACCCGGCCUGGCGCCACGCUGUCACGGAGAUACGGUCUUACGCCAUCAACCACUGCAAAAUUCCCGUCGACGUUGACCCGACGACAGGGCCGUCGCGACCAGAGAUGUACAUAGCUUCGGGCGCUGUGCCUUCUAAGGACCCAGAGAUCACUAUCGGCAAUGAUGUCCAUGUCCCUUACCUCUUCUGGUCAGCGGUCUGCUGUUUCAGGGACGACAAAGUCCAGGCUUUCGCCGUGUACGCCCGCAACAUCGGCGACAACCCCGUCAUUGUGGCCCCGGUGCUGCAGCUUGAGUCCAUCCUCCAAGACAUGUACAAUGUCAGAAAGCGUGACGUCAAUCUGCGUAUUUUCCCUGCAGGGGACGGGGCGUGUGCGGAGCUUAGGAAUGACGUGUCACGGUCUAUCAACUUGUAGAUGUGACGGACUAUUUGACUGACAUGUUAAAUAUCAAACUUAUCAUCGGUCAAACUAUGGAUCAUUAAGAUGUUACACAUCUUCAGGUUUAGAAGUAGCCCGGAGAUAUAUACAGAACUCUUUGUGUUGGAUGUUAACCUUGUACUGUACGAGGAACUGAUGCGGAUGUUGAUUUUGUGGAGGAAUGUUCAUCUGAGAAUUAUAUAACUGGUUACCACCAAGGUAACCGAUUAAUUUACUCAUUAGGAAUCGUAUCAUGGGGAUUAUACCGCCGCUUCAGGCGGCUGCGGAAUUGUGCUGAUGAAGAGGAAUCAUCUGAGAUGAAAUCGUGAGGCACUGCACGGGUCCCACGUGCAGCGCCCAGUGUCCUUAUAGUUAAUCGUAGCUUUUGAUGUCGUCAUCAUGUGUCAUGUGACCCGCUGGUCAACCCGGGAGUAGUUGCAGAGACCUUUAUGUGUGGGUUGUCUCCCUUGCGGAGGAUCUCGAUGGAGAUUCACACAGGAUAUGGUUCUGUUACGUUCAAAUGUUUCCGUAAUCGGCUUUAGUCAAUGGAUGUUAGAUGCUGAAUAUUUGAGUCUUGAUAUUUACCCAGCAAUCCCCUGUACGUUACCUAGUAACCAGACCAGGUAGCACCGUGUUGAUAAAACAUGGCGUGUCUUGUUGCCAUGUCGCCGAGCCAAGUAACGCCGUACAUGAAUCGGCACAGUUAGUACGUCAUGGGAGUGAUGACGCGAUAAUAGCGUUUGAGGCAUUUACACAAUCAUAGGGUCCAGCAUUUACAAGGCUAGAGACAGGGUCUAUCACUAACAAGGCUAGAGACAGGGUCUAUCACUAACAAGGCUAGAGACAGGAUCCAUCACUUACAAAGCUAGAGACAUGGUCCAUCUCUAACAAAGCUAGAGACAGGAUCCAUCGCUUACAAUGCCAGAAGCAGGGUCCAUGUGAUGGUAUAAUUAUUUAAUUAUUCACAUCAGUUGUAUUGGAAGUCUGGUUCGUUGAUACAUCUUUGACAGCUUCAUAUGCAUAUAUAUUCCAUCGUUCUGUAUAUUGCUACUUGUCAUAUAAUGUUGCUUGUGGUAGUCGUGUGUGGAAACUGUGUCAUAUGUACAGAUAUCAGUAGAUUGUGUACUCUUCUCAUUCCAACGAGACAACUCACCGUCAUUAAAUGAAAUGGAUAUUUUUAAAUUUAGCGCUCAGCACGUCAAGGUUUUAUUUGUUGGGUGUUUGCAUUGCACUAUUUCUACAGCUACAUGAUUGAUGGUGGUCUCAGAAGGAAUGCUGGGUAGGUAGAGCGGUCUAGACUACUUCAGAAGGAUCUAGGUAAUGUCAGAAUGAUCUAGCCGAUGCCAGAAUGAUCUAGGUGAUGUCGGAAUGAGGCGAUUGUCAAAAGGAAUGCUGGAAGGAAUUGAGGGAUGACUAAAGAUUCGCGAUAUUGAGUCUAAGGUUGCUUGAAGACUUUGGGGUGGUCGAAGGGUCUAGUGUUGUCAGAAGGGUUCAGCGGUACAUAAGAGUCUUGGGGUGUUUGAAGAUUCUAGAUAUGUUGACGGGCCUAAGGGGUGGUCGAAAGGGUCUAGAGUUGUCUGAAGGGUCAAAGGGUUCUCUGAAGGAUCUAGAGUUGUAAGAAUGGUCGAGGUGGGUACAAUUAUCGGGUGUUUAAAGAUUCUAGAAAGCGUUUAAGGCUCUCAUAAUGGAUUUAGGAUUCUCUUUAGGGCCUAGGGCCUGUUCGAAAGGUCUUGGGAUUGUCCUGGGGUUUGGCUAAUGCGAGAAGGGCUUGGAGUGUGUGAAAAGACCGAGGGGGUGAUUGUGAGGCACGGUGGCGUCUGGAGGAGAAACUGAUAAAGAAAAAGCUCAAAACAUACAAACGUAUCAGAUCUUCUAUCCUGCCAACAUUUUGAGCAGUUUUAAGUGAGCUAAAUAACUCAGCAUGAUACGUCUAGUGAUGGGAUGUCCACCCCAUUGUGUCAUUCAGCUACCAGGACGUAUACAUUUACUCAAGCUUUCCUAAUCAAAUCAUACCGCACCAUUAUCAUAAGUCUCUAUCAGCUUACUCGCGAGGUACAUGAUUUCAUAUGGAGCGUAUGCGUGCGCACUGCGAGAGAGCGCCAUCUACCUGUAGAUCUGUAGCGCGUACAUACACCUGCACUGUUGACUAUUGUUCCGGUAGUGAUUGAUAUACGACUUCUAGACGUAGACACUAGUAUAUUUUAUACCAACGUAGUUCCCCUCGUGUUUCUCUUUAGAUCUGUGAUACAACUAAAUAUUGGUUAUUAUGUUACAAAGUGCACACUGUUGCUUAUUAUUCCUAUUGUUGCAAUAAAGUAUAUUUCUUUUCA
Haliotis rufescens (red abalone) is the source of this 5371-nucleotide messenger RNA. RefSeq lists its product as uncharacterized. The record is from RefSeq and is a predicted model, not a curated record. The transcript has 13 exons. Gene Ontology annotation, molecular function: protein binding. NCBI's taxonomy places the organism in Eukaryota, Metazoa, Mollusca, Gastropoda, Lepetellida, Haliotidae. Bases 528 to 3038 code for a protein of 836 amino acids.